UCGAUAUGACUCAGUUCGCUCUCGAACGACAUUUCGACAAGUACACGGAGUCUUCUCUUCUUCAAUAUCUUUUAUCCCAAGGGAUACUCCAGGGAAUACUAAAUCGGUCGAAAUUAAUCAAAUGGCAGCUUGAAAUGGCAACCAAAAAUAUCUGAUCACUUCUAGGGAGCGGAAACGCCAUUCUCAACUUUUUCAAGUGGUGGUAUCAGAAGGACGGCAUCCUAGAUUUAUUUCCAGAAAUGGUUUCUGUGAAAAUCAGCCUCCAGCUACUCGUGUCGGCAACUCAACUCGAGGUUCUCGACAUGGAAUGCAGCGGUUCACUCCUCGACAGUGAAAAGCUCAAUUCGAAUGAAAAACAAAUCAAGCGCCUGAAAAAGGUCAUUAGAGGUAAUUUGAGAACGCUGAAAACACUGGAAGCCCAAAGUAGAAGAGCAGGCCAAUCAACGGUCCCCUUCGCAUAUCGGACACAGCCCACCAGCUCUCUCUACGAGCUUUUAGUCCCCUUAGGAAGAAGUAUGGCGGAAACUGGUUGUGUCCCGAAGCCCAAGUCCGUCUCAGCAACGUCGUCAGAGUCAUCUACUAGGACCAAGGAGCCCUAUAAAUCGUCAUUAGCGGGAAUAUCCGUGCCAUCAGAUUCUUCAGCUCCUUCGCGUGGAGCAGAGUUCCAAAAGGAUGCAUCUUCUUACGAUCACGAGGCCCUGUACAAAGAAGAACGCCGCUCACAGUAUGAGAGACUUUCACGCAACCGGUCAUCGUCGGCUAAGACUACGCCGCCAUCGCCACCAGGCCCACCAGCUACUGUACGCAGUGUCAAUCAUGGAAGCGGUGCGAGUUCGAACAUGCGGGAAGCUAGAUCCGUUCUCGCAUUGCAACUUCAACGCCAGCAGUCUGAAACGCUGCCUAAGAGAGUAUUCGAAGUGAACACUGCGAAUUUCGAUAAGUUGCUUGCUCGCUCUCAGGUAUUAGAGAAUGGCCAACUCUCUGGCAAAACCGUGACUGGCAGGGUUAAUACCACUCUUGAAGUCAGCAUAAUCUCGAUCACCGAAGCCGGAAGACUUGAUCUGAACGUGAUCUCGUGCGAACAAGACAAGGAAACAGAAUUUAAAUUCGACCAAGGGAAAAAUCAGCCAUGUAUCGGCAUGGUGACUUUCACCAUCUAUCACAGCCGCAUCGCUUCUUCUCAAUCGCCGACCACAAGUCAUAAAGUCUACGUGGUAGAGCACUGCCGCCCAGAGCUAAUAUUUGGCAAAAACUUCUUUGAUAGAGAUGGAAACUCGAAGCAAUAGGGAGGGACAUGCGACACCCACACAAAUACCUUUGAGAAAGGUUUCUCUGUCUCUGUAUUUUCAUCGUUCCAUGUAAUAACAAGUAAUUGGUUUUCAGAUGUAUUGGCCUUAAGAUUGGCAGCCCUAGUAGCUAACUAUUUCACUAUUCGGUAUGAGUAUCAGACAAUCGGGACAAGGGU
Colletotrichum acutatum is the source of this 1465-nucleotide messenger RNA. RefSeq lists its product as uncharacterized. The record is from RefSeq and is a predicted model, not a curated record. Lineage: Eukaryota; Fungi; Ascomycota; Sordariomycetes; Glomerellales; Glomerellaceae. Bases 240 to 1286 code for a protein of 348 amino acids. The transcript has 3 exons.